UGUGUCAAAAUCCAACCUCUCUUUUGCUUUCUAUAUUUUCAUUUGUUCCUUUUGCUGCUGACUGCUGACCCUUCUCCCACUCCAUUCUUCCACCACCACCAUCAUCAUCAUCAACCCUUCACACACACAUUCACUCUGAUUCAUGUUCUCACACUCUUCAAUCUUCAAACCUCCGCGUUUUCCAGCUGCCACUUGUGUUCCUCGUUGAAAAAAUCAAAACCCCACAAUUCUUUUUUUCUCACCUGUUCCUUGUUCUUUGCUUCAUUCAAACGUUUGCUACCCUUUUUGUCCCCUUACAAAAUUUCGUCCCUUUACAUCUGUUUAGGCUUAAAGCUUCAGUCUUUUCCAUUUGGGGUGCCUUGAAUUGAUGCACAAGAUCAGAUCUGUAUUAAUUUAAGGCUUAUGGGGUUCAGUGGCACAUUGGUUGAUAUGUAAUUGCUUUUGUUACUUGCUGUUAUGCUGGUUUUUCUUGUGGAGCAAAAGACUAUAGCUAUGAAACUAAAGCUGUGAUUUUGAAAUCUUAAUUUUAGUUCUAAGCAAUUGCUGAUAGCAGAAUUAGGCAGGGUUGACUUUUGGAGAUUUAGAGUAUUCAUAACUUGAGUAACUGAAUAGGUGAAGAUAGUAAAAAUGAUUGUGAGGAAAAACAUGGGAAGGGCAAAGUCACUUCUUAUGCUGCUCAUGGUGCUUGGGUUUUUCUUCGCCACUUAUAAUCUGGUGUCUAUGAUCAUGGACCAUAGGGCUGGAAAUUGGGUUGCAGAUGGGUUGGAAUCUUUUGAUAGAAAAAUGUUGGGUUCGGCAAGCACUAAUGCGAAAUACCAUGUUGCCCUGACUGCAACUGAUGCUGCUUACAGCCAAUGGCAAUGCCGGAUCAUGUACUAUUGGUAUAAGAAGGUGAAGGACAUGCCUGGAUCAAACAUGGGGAAGUUCACUCGGAUUUUGCAUUCAGGAAGGACAGACCAGUUGAUGGAUGAAAUUCCAACUUUUGUGGUUGAUCCUCUUCCUGAGGGCUUGGACCGGGGUUAUAUUGUCCUAAAUAGACCAUGGGCUUUUGUUCAGUGGUUGGAGAAGGCAGAUAUUGAAGAAGAAUAUAUUCUGAUGGCAGAACCUGACCACAUAUUUGUAAAUCCUUUGCCUAAUUUGGCUUCUAGAACCCAACCAGCAGGGUAUCCAUUUUUCUACAUAAAACCUGCUGAAAAUGAAAAAAUAAUUAGAAAGUUCUAUCCUAAGGACAAGGGUCCCGUUACUGACGUUGAUCCGAUUGGCAAUUCUCCUGUAAUCAUUCAGAAGUCUUUGAUUGAGGAAAUAGCUCCCACCUGGGUGAAUGUUUCAUUGAGAAUGAAAGAUGAUCCGGAGACAGAUAAAGCUUUUGGAUGGGUGCUUGAAAUGUAUGCUUAUGCUGUGGCAUCUGCAUUGCAUGGUGUAAAGCAUAUUCUUCGAAAAGACUUUAUGCUGCAGCCACCUUGGGACAGACAUGUAGGGAAGACAUUCAUCAUCCAUUAUACAUAUGGAUGUGACUACAAUUUGAAGGGGGAACUGACAUAUGGGAAGAUUGGAGAAUGGCGUUUCGACAAGAGAUCAUAUCUUAUGGGUCCUCCACCCAAAAACCUUUCCUUACCACCUCCUGGAGUUCCUGAAAGUGUGGUGCGGCUUGUAAAGAUGGUCAAUGAGGCCACUGCAAACAUACCUGAAUGGGAUUCAUUAAAUAGAAGCUGAGGGAAAGAUAAUAAUAAACCAUUAUACCUUACUUCCUUAUGCUAGUGACUUUAAGAUGAGGACCAAAAAUACAUGUCAAAUUAGUUUAGCUUACGCAAAGAGGAAUUAUGAUGAAUACAAAGGAUGAUAUUGUGCUUGCUUGGAAAGUGGAAAUGGUUUUUUUUGUUUUUAUUUAUUUUUAAUAGCCAGUUAAUUCUUUUGGAUUCAAACAUGUACAAGACACUUACAAUUUUUGCCAACUGAUUGUCAUUGCUUAAAUGUUAUUGAGCUUGAGGCCUUGCUUCUACAA
Molecule: messenger RNA, 2002 nt
Organism: Lotus japonicus
Lineage: Eukaryota; Viridiplantae; Streptophyta; Magnoliopsida; Fabales; Fabaceae
Product: hydroxyproline O-arabinosyltransferase PLENTY
Exons: 9
Coding region: 628-1713 (361 amino acids)
Molecular function (GO): glycosyltransferase activity
Source: RefSeq, a predicted model, not a curated record